AUGGUUGCAGUUCAAUUGAAAAAUUUACCAAUGGAGUCAACAAUUGAAGCACAACAGUAUAUUCAAAAUUAUCUUUCUGGUUUGCGCUUGAAAUAUAUCCGCCGUCAGUCUCAAACAUCCAAUUUCAUUUAUGAAAUGGUAGAAAACAGAACACAACCACAUUUUAUGUCGUCUCCUCCAACUUCAACCAUUUCUAGAAAUUCUUAUUAUUCGAGCAACGAUGAUACAUACAAUGAAAAUGCCACAUUGAGUUAUGGAAAUCUUGAAAAUACAAAUACAACUGUUGUGACAAAUCAGUCAAAUUCUGAAAAUGCAUUUACUUCUGUUGUUGAUAGAAAUGAUGUGUUAACCCAAGCUUGGGAAUCUGCAUAA
Molecule: messenger RNA, 372 nt
Organism: Parnassius apollo (apollo)
Lineage: Eukaryota; Metazoa; Arthropoda; Insecta; Lepidoptera; Papilionidae
Source: the annotation of a GenBank genome assembly